AUGCAAGGCACGCAAGGUAUGGAGAGCAUGGGUGCAAGUGGAGAUGGAAGCAUGGGCACUCCAGCCAGCGGAAUGACUGGCGGUUGCGGCUGUGGUGGCUGCUGCGGUGGCUGUGGAUGCGGCUGUGGCUGCGGUUGUGGCCCUUGCUGUGGUGGUUGUUGUGGAUGUCCCUGUGGUGGUAUGAUGGCAAUGCCGAUGAUGAUGCCAAUGAUGCCCAUGAUGAACCCAAUGAUGGGGCUCAUGGCUGGCAUGGCCAGCAUGGCCAACAUGGCAAAAGCUGCCAAGGCAAAGAAGAAGGUGCCGGAGCCGGAGGUGAAAAAGGAGGAGGAGGAGAAAGAAGCCGCGCCAGCCGUUGAGGCUUUCAACCCUGAGGAGCUGCAGAAGCGGCUGCUCAUGGCCCAGUCACAGGCGUUUGCAGAGGUGGGCAAGAAGGAUAAGCGCAGGGAGGAGGAAGAUGAGGAUGCCGAACAUUCCCCCGAUAGCGAUGCUGCAAAGAGCGAAGGUGAAGGGCUGCACGAGGACAAGGAUGCCGAGAAGGAAAGUGAGGAGAGUGCGGAUGAGACUCCGCCACCCCCGCCAGAGCCACCGCAACCACCACCCCAACCUGCCAAAGCUCCCCAAACAAAUGCCCAAGAACCUACACCACCCCAGCCGCAGCUUCACCAUCCACAGAGGGAUGUGGUGCCCCAAGUGACACAAAAACCUCAAGCACCGCAAGCGCUCCAAGCACCCCAAGCACCCCAAGCACCCCAAGCACCCCCGGCGACCAAAGCUCAAGCAGCCCAGCAGAAGUCGCAGGCUCCUUUGACUUGGCCUGGCCCUCCACCGAACACUGACAGAAUGGACCCGCGAAUGCAGGAGACUCUGCAGAAGCUCCAGGCGCUGCAGGGAGGCGCUCUUGGACAGGUGUCUGAAGAGCAGAAAGCCAGACGUAUGAAGGCUGCAACUGCUGCAGCUGAAGAGAUCACUAUGUCGUUAGAGAUGAAGAGCUUCGAGCCAGCACCUGGCCCGGAGGAGAAAAGAGAAAGGAAAGAGGACAAGAAGACUUCAGAGAAAGGCUCAAACACAGCCAUGGGUGUUGUGAUCCACUGGAGCGGCAUUAGAGGUUUUGGAAUUCUGCGGUCACAGACUCACGGUGAGGUCAUCGUCCAUGCAAAAGCGCUCAUGAACACCGGCGAACUAGCCGUCGGUGACGUUGUCACAUUUGAGCUUGGGUUUGAUGAGAAGAAGAACAAACCAGAGGCAAACAGUGUGUACAAGUCGGGCGCAGGAGGUCAAAAGCCCAGUGGUGACGAUGCCCGGACGUCCACCAGCAGUUCAGGGCCUGGCACUGCUCGGGCCUCGCGCACUGGAGACAACAAUGGAACGUCCAAGGAUGAUGCUGCAAAAAGUUCAGCGGGAACAGCAGUGACAAAAGUCCAGAAGCCGAGCGACGCCAACGAGAGUGGUGGAGGCAAGAAGGACAAGAGGAAGUCGCGCUCGCGGCGUAAGUCUUCUUCGUCCUCGUCCUCGUCAUCCUCCCGCAAGCGGAGGAGGCGGUCCCGCUCCCGUUCUCGCUCAAGAGGUCGCCGUCGGCGGUGA
Molecule: messenger RNA, 1581 nt
Organism: Symbiodinium pilosum
Lineage: Eukaryota; Dinophyceae; Suessiales; Symbiodiniaceae
Source: the annotation of a GenBank genome assembly